Molecule: messenger RNA, 1282 nt
Organism: Frieseomelitta varia
Lineage: Eukaryota; Metazoa; Arthropoda; Insecta; Hymenoptera; Apidae
Product: immunoglobulin superfamily DCC subclass member 4-like
Exons: 5
Biological process (GO): synapse organization
Cellular component (GO): neuron projection membrane
Source: RefSeq, a predicted model, not a curated record
AUUUUAGCGGUGCAACGAUUCGACGGGGAGAAGCCCGAUAAAGGGGAACGCAGCUCGCAACGUGGGACGAAGAGGACGUAUUUUUAUAAAGAUUCAACCCAAAAAGUGACCGCCGUCGUGGGGCAGACUGUCGUGCUGUUGUGCCGUGUUAAGAACCUGGGGAACAGAACCGUGUCUUGGAUUCGAAAGAGGGAUUUACACAUCCUAACGUCCAUGUCGGUGACUUACACCAGCGACGCAAGAUUUACGAUAGUCGGCAAUCCGGAGCACGACGAUUGGAAUCUGCGAAUAGAUUACGUGCAACCGCGGGACGCCGGCAUUUACGAGUGUCAAGUUAAUACAGAACCGAAGAUAUACAGGGCGAUCACCUUGAAAGUUUUGGAUGUGCAGGCAAAGAUCACGGGCCCCGAGGAGCUCUACGUAAAGAGGGGCAGCACGAUCAGCCUGACCUGUAUCGUGGACGUGCAGGAUAUACCUCCGAGUAACGUGACUUGGUACCACGCCGGGGCGAUGAUCGAUUUCGACGGUCCAAGGGGUGGCGUCUCGCUGGAAACGGAGAAAGGUAAGAACGGGACCACCAGCAAGCUGCUGAUCACGCGCGCCCAGCUCGACGACAGCGGCAAUUACACGUGCGUCUCGAGCAAAGUCGCGCCGGCGAACGUGAUGGUUCACGUGUUGAACGGUGAGCAUCCUGCGGCGAUGCAGCACGGCGGCACCGGGAACAUCAACAGGAGAGUGAUUUUAUUCAGCCUGGUCGUGCUGGUGGACACGAUAUUUCGGUGAGCGAGCUUCUUCUUCGUCUUUCGUGGCUCGCUUUUAUCUGUCAAGGCGUCACACGUCCGCUUCGCGUCGGAUGACAUAAAUACAUCGAGAGAGAAAGAAAGAGAGAGAGAGAGAGAGAGAGAGGAGGCCUCGGCUUUGUGAUUUACGAGCUUCGACGUUUAUCGCGCGAACUGAAUUUUCUAUGAAUCCCGGAAAAUCCUCUAUCGAAAAACCACCGGGGGGGGGGGGGGGGCGCGCGCGCGCGCCGAAAUAUUACAUUAUCGAGGGGGAGAUGAUUCGUUACGUUGGCGCCGCGUCGUGCCGCGAAUUUCGUAACUCGUCCGAACACCUCUCGGAACUUCGACUGUACUAUUCCUGUAGAAUAAUAAAUACCUUGCGAUUCGUAUGAUUACGAGAUUAAAGAAAAAAAAAAAAAAAAAAAGAAAAAAAAAAUGGAGAGAGAGAAAAAAGGAUUAACCAUUUUGUUAAUAGACACAAUAUAUCUGUUAAUCAACAUUGA